Molecule: messenger RNA, 530 nt
Organism: Linum trigynum
Lineage: Eukaryota; Viridiplantae; Streptophyta; Magnoliopsida; Malpighiales; Linaceae
Source: the annotation of a GenBank genome assembly
GUAAACGGUUACAAACCGGUAUUACUGAAAUACCGUGAUAAGUGACGUCAAAUUCAAAAAAUAUCAACAUUCAACGCACAGCAGGAAACCAAUUCGGCAAUGCUUACCUCCAAGCGACCAGGCUCCAAGGAUGGUAGACGGCAGGAGGCGAGGACGGCAGGACGUCGAGGAGAUGGCGAGGCGGCCUGGCGGCGGCGGGGAAGCCGGAAUGUGGCGGAGCCGCGAAGGAGGACUGGGAAGGGCUAGCGACUGCGUUGCGUCGCGCGUCGGCGACAGCUGGGAGAGACGAGAGUCGGAAAUGGCUGGGGAAGCGCGCUCGUCGUCGCCGUCGCUGCCAGCAGAAGGAGAGGAAGACGAGAAGAGGAGAGUUGUAGAACCUGGGUGGCUGCGCGGCGGGUCUCGAAAAAACGAGGUCGGGGGCGGCGGGUUUUGUUCGAUAACCAGCUCGGCGGCAGGGUUCCCGAUACUAUAGGGAAGUUGAAGAGCCUGGAAGUGAUUCGAGUUGGUGGGAAUAAGAAUCUGGAAGGAUC